Messenger RNA from Melanotaenia boesemani (Boeseman's rainbowfish), 5436 nucleotides. RefSeq names its product PHD finger protein 8 (gene phf8). The coding region runs from base 495 to 3563 and encodes 1022 amino acids. Lineage: Eukaryota; Metazoa; Chordata; Actinopteri; Atheriniformes; Melanotaeniidae. Gene Ontology annotation, molecular function: histone demethylase activity; transcription coregulator activity. Gene Ontology annotation, biological process: regulation of transcription by RNA polymerase II; protein demethylation. The record is from RefSeq and is a predicted model, not a curated record. The transcript is spliced from 22 exons.
CAACGGUCUGACGUUAUCCCCUUUGAAAUGGCGUUGAUGCAGAUAAAUACGCUGUUGUUUUUAGUUAUUGUGGUUGUUUAGAAUCGCUUCAGAUUUUAAUUUUCUGCUCUAUUGUUAACAUCUGGUCCUGGCCUUUAUAUUUUAGUAUUACUGAGUUGAUAAACAAAAAUGUGGCUUGGCAAAUUGUCAAUAAUUGACGUUGCAUAAUAAGGCCGCAUCUUCCCCCGAGCUUGCGUAGGGAUUACAACCGAUUUUCAAUGCUUGGCCCAGCUGCAGAGCUACAGUUCGGUUUCCAGGUGAAUCCCAGCGGACAUGUCCGUCAUUAACGGGAAUCUGGAAGUGAAGUGACAUUACCAAGAGUUUAGUUGUAACGUUAAUUGCGUGUGAUUAAUUACGUGGUAAAUUAAGCCUUUAGCUGGUCAAAUAUUCUCGACUUUUUUUUUUUUUUUCCUUCAACGCAAGUUUCAUCAACAUUUUACACUCAAGCACUCAAUAUGGCAUCAGUGCCAGUAUACUGUUUGUGUCGCCUGCCCUAUGAUGUGACACGCUUCAUGAUCGAAUGUGACAUUUGUCAAGACUGGUUUCAUGGAAGCUGUGUUGGAGUAGAGGAGGAUAAAGCAGCAGAAAUUGACCUGUAUCACUGCCCUAACUGUCAGGUCACCCAUGGGCCAUCUGUCAUGCGCAAACGUCGUGGAGGCAAUAAGCAGACAGAGGGAAACGCAGCUGUAGGAAGAGAUCCAAGUCGACCUGUUAAGACUGGGAGUCCACAGUUUGUUAGGGAGCUACGGAGCCGUACCUUCCCGAAUGCAGAUGAAGUCUUGCUAAAGCCUUCAGGAGCACAGCUGACCGUUGAGUUUCUGGAAGAGCACUCAUUCAGUGUUCCAGUCAUGGUGUUGAGGCGGGAUGGCUUAGGCAUGACCCUUCCUCCAUCAUCAUUCAACGUUAGUGAUGUAGAGCACUACAUCGGUUCAGACAAAGAGAUUGAUGUGAUUGAUGUGCCUCGGCAAUGUGAUCUGAAGAUGCGAUUGGGGGACUUUGUUGAAUACUACAACAGCCCUAACAGAGACAAAGUGCUCAAUGUGAUCAGCCUUGAGUUCUCUGAUACCAGACUCUCAAACUUGGUGGAAACUCCAAAGAUUGUAAGGAAACUGUCAUGGGUGGAGAAUCUGUGGCCUGAAGAGUCUGUUUUUGAGCGUCCCAAUGUGCAGAAAUACUGUCUGAUGGGAGUGAAAGAUAGCUACACAGACUUUCAUAUCGACUUUGGAGGCACAUCAGUAUGGUACCAUGUCCUGAGGGGCGAGAAAAUCUUCUACCUGAUUUCUCCCACCCCAGCCAACCUGGCACUUUUUGAGCGAUGGAGUUCCUCAUCUAACCAGAAUGAAAUGUUCUUUGGAGACCAGGUUGAUAUGUGUUACAAGUGUUCUGUUAAACAAGGAAACACCCUGUUCAUACCAACAGGGUGGAUUCAUGCUGUGCUGACUCCAGUGGAUUGUUUGGCCUUUGGAGGAAACUUCUUGCACAGCCUCAAUAUUGACAUGCAACUGCGGGCAUAUGAAAUAGAGAAGAGAUUAAGUACAGCUGACUUGUUUAGAUUUCCCAACUUUGAGAGUGUAUGCUGGUAUGCUGGGAAGCAUCUUCUUGACACGUUCAGAGGUUUGAGAGAAAAUCGCAGACACCCUGCCAGUUAUCUUGUUCAUGGAGCUAAAGCCCUGAACAAUGCUUUCCGCAGCUGGACACGUAAAGAGGCCUUAGCAGAGCAUGAAGUGGAGAUUCCAGAGACCAUCAACACUCAAACCCUGGUGAAGGAUCUGGCCAAAGAGAUUCGUCUCGUUGAGGAUAUAUUUCAGCAGAGCAUUGGUCGCACUGGACCUCAGUUUCCUGGUGCACCACUCUCUAAAACUCCACUGAGCUCUUCUCAGAACUCUGGACGCCCCCCUGGAAAAAAGAAAGCACUCAAGCCCAAGGAGGUGUUGGGUAGCCUUGGGACCACAGGAAACAAAAAGAAGAGUCAGAAGGGUGUUCUUAAGGCAGAAGCAGCUGAACUUGACCUCAUUGAGAUCCAUACCAAACAUACACUCAAGAAAUUUCAACCCAGCAAGUCCAAACAAAAGAGCAAAUUGGAGCUGCCAUUAGAGGAUUUUGAAGGGAAACUUAACAAAAGCAAACUGAAACUUGUCCUGACCAAUGGAAAAAUCCAAGGUAAGAAAAACAGUAGCAGUAAUGGUGCAGGAAGUGCUGGAAACUACAAACAUCUUGCCACAGAGGGAUCCAGUCUUUCUGACCUGGAAUCUGAAGAUGAGUUGCAAAUUGACGAGACCCCCCCUCCACGACGCAAGGCUGCUGGACCUAGCAAGAAAAAGAAACUAAGUGGUCUUCCAAGGAAGCUCCCAAGAGCUAAACCCUGUUCUGACCCUAAUCGCAUCAGAGAGCCAGGAGAGGUAGACUUUGACAUUGAGGAGGACUACACCACUGAUGAAGAGGCACUGGCUGCACAUGGAGUGAAGGGUGGUGCAGGGGGCAUCCUUGAUUUAUUAAAAGCCAGCAAGCAAGUGGCAGGCUUAGACUCUGCAGCGCUCAGUGAGGAAGCCCCAGCCUCCCCCAGCACUCGGGAUGCCAUCCAGGGAAUGCUCUCUAUGGCCAACCCCCCUUCCUCCUCCUCCUCUUCCUCUUCUUCAUCUCCUUUAUCCAUCUCUGGAGGCUUGACAGAGGGAUUAGGAGUUGUCAAGGAAAAAGGUGGCAGGGCUGUGUGGGUGACUGGAGGGGUCAAGAAGCCGGCAAAUCCCGAGAAGAAACCCGUUAUCCAGCGGCCUGGAAAAAGGCCAAUAAAAAGGCCAGCCCGUCAUCUGAGUGAUGAAGAGAGUCCAGAUGAGCAAGAGACACUAGGAACCUGUUUUAAGGACUCAGAUUAUGUUUACCCUUCUUUGGAGUCUGAUGAGGAGGACCAUACCAACAAAACUAAGAUGAAACGAAAGAAAAACUGGGAUGACACACCAUGGAGCCCAAAAGCUAGGGUGAUGCCCACUCUACCUAAACAAGAUCGACCAGCCAGGGAAGGGGCUAGAGUUGCCUCCGUAGAAACUGGCUUGGCAGCAGCUGCUGCCAAGUUGGCACAACAAGAGCAGCAAAAGCCAGCAAAAAGGAAAUACAUCAAAAAGCAGCGUCCUCCUGCCCCUGUUGUCACUCCUCCCCCUGUUCAGACUGAACCCGCCCCACUCUCCCCAACACCUGCUCCAGAGUCUGCAGCAGAUGUCAGCCCAGAGAGGAGGAUGGAUUAUUACUCUGCCAGUCUGUUGGACCAUGAAUAUACAGCGGGACCAGGACCUUUUGGCCCUGGAGGCCCCAGGGGGGGUGGAGCCAUGGCUCCUGGUGUAUUCCUUACUUCUCGAAGACCUUCCCUGUCACCUCAGAAUAGCAGCUCUCACUGUGCAUCCCCUGCAGGUUCAGCCACACAGGGGACAACAGCAGCUGGUCAAGGCAAACGCCCCAAGAAAGGACUUGCAACUGCAAAACAGAGACUUGGAAAAAUUCUGAAAAUUCACCGCAAUGGCAAACUUCUCUUGUAAGAGGUGUUUGAAAUGUGGCCGAAGAAAUGGAAAUAUUGAAGACAAGGCCUAUGUGAAGUAGGUCUGAAGGAAAUGGAUAUAGUUAUAUAUUUUCUACUUUGGAUAAAUUUGUUUACUUUUUUCACUUGUUAUAAAACCACCUCAUGUCUUGUCCUUUACAAUUUACUCAGCUUGUUUCUUUGUAAUCUACAUUUGCAUAAAGUUAUUUUCAGAUGCACAUCUGUGACUUAAAGCAGAUCGCUGUGUGUGCUGGAAGGGCCUUUUAAAGUGGUAAAUGAUUUCUGAAUUUGACAUUGACAAUAGGAAAUUGUGCAAAAAAGAAAAACUAAACCAUAAUUUGGUAUGAAUUGACUAACUCAAAUGGUUUCUUUUGUUAGGAUUAUAUUUUAAAAUUUUAUUCAUGCACAUUGUACUGUUUAUUCAUUUUUAAAAGGGAAAAAUACACUUUCAAGUCAGGUAAAUUUUAAUGAUUGUAUAGUCUAUAAUACUACACAACUAUGUGCAAACAUUUAAAUACAGAUGGUAUUUCUAGUAUUUUACUUGGCUUCCAUUAAACUUUAGUUAGCUUCAUAAACCAUACAAAUAUUAGAUGGCUGGCUUUGUUAAAAGACACCAAUCUUUAAAACAAUUAAAAAAUCCACUGUAUGCACCCUGACUACUACAUCAUCUAGUUUCAAGGCAAGUUAUCAUGUGAUUUUAUUUGUUGUUUUACAUAUUUAUUUUACAGGGCAGAAUUUUUCAAUUUUUGUAGCCUGUUUUAACAAAAGCAUGUUUUGGUCUUCUCAUCUUCAAUGUCUAUACUUUAGUUAUUUUCAGCCACUUAAAAUCUGAACAAAGCAUUAGUCAUUGUUAGAUUGUUUUCCUUUUCUGUGUUUGUUGUUACUGUAAAUAUUUGUAAUAUUGGUAAUUUUAUAAAGCUACAUUGGAAAAGCAUACAAAAAAAAAGAUGAGCAUAGUUUCCUGCUAGUUUUGAGCCCCAAAUGUUAGCAGGGUUCUUAGGUCAGAUGUAGAGAUGUGCUUUAUAACAGAAUGUACUAGUCUUAAUACAAUGGAGAAAACUUAGCUGUAAAUGAAUGAAAACAUUGUGAUGUUGCAGGAUAUUAAGUGAUAUGUAAAUAUAUGUUUUAAUUUAAGUUCUUUUAUAGUUAAAACAAAUUUUGAAUCUUUCGUAACAUAACUUGUACAUGAUACAUUGCUGUACUUGAUAAACAUGAUAGCUCUUUUUUAUAUUUGUAUGCAGUAAAUGUCAUGCUGAUUUCAUUGUAUUGUUAGUGUAAUAUUGUUUGUGUGCUGGAAAAAGUUGCCCUUGAUAAAUUUCAUCCGUUUAGUCCUAUGUUCAUGUUUAUAUUUUUAUCUUUGUUGGUAUGUAAGUGUGUGUCUUUAACAUGUGUUUCAGUAUCACCUGGAAAAGAUAAAAUUUACCUUGGGCAAAAUUUCCUUUUUCAUGGAAUUUAUUUGAGAUCCCGAAGUGAGAUUUUGUGGAAAAAUUAAUUGUUUUGUGUGCACUAUGCUUCUUUUCAAAACUUUUUACAGCAAUUUUAGUUUAAAAAAUGGGAUUUAGGUUUUCCCUUUUUUUACAUACACAAAUAUAGUGUUGUAUAAAACACAUUUAUAGAAUUCUUCUCAUUGAAGUACAGUUUAUAUAUACCUUUACGGAUAAGUGUUAACUUCUGAUACUCAGGUUUUGUUUUUGUUUUUAUCACAAAUUACUGUAAUAUUUUCAUAUAAAAAUAUUCCAUUGCUCAAUUUGAGCUACAACUCACUCCGUUCAAAUAAGUGGUGGACAGAUUUGUUAUUAAAAUGUUCCGUCCUAAUUGUUUUGAGUUUGAAUACACUUUCAUAUUAAACUAUAUUUUUCAGAAAUCCUCGAGAA